GGAGACGUUCUUCAGCAUGUGCAAGGAAGCGGAGAUGUCAGCGAUGGACAUGACACGCAUGUAUGCGCUUUCUCUGCCGUCUGUGCUCCAUCGCGUGACCAGUGGGCGUAUCACACCCGUCUCACGCGAGAAACACCAGCGCCACAGGAAGAACACGUACUUGUACUUGAUGCAGAAG
This is a messenger RNA of Sphaeroforma arctica JP610, 178 nucleotides long. RefSeq lists its product as hypothetical. The record is from RefSeq and is a predicted model, not a curated record. The annotation marks the transcript as partial. Lineage: Eukaryota; Ichthyosporea; Ichthyophonida. The transcript has a single exon.